This is a messenger RNA of Populus nigra (black poplar), 2052 nucleotides long. Its product is annotated as INCREASED PETAL GROWTH ANISOTROPY 1-like protein 1. Gene Ontology annotation, biological process: chloroplast organization. The record is from RefSeq and is a predicted model, not a curated record. Gene Ontology annotation, cellular component: chloroplast outer membrane. The transcript is spliced from 5 exons. Bases 507 to 1826 code for a protein of 439 amino acids. Lineage: Eukaryota; Viridiplantae; Streptophyta; Magnoliopsida; Malpighiales; Salicaceae.
GGGAGUUUGCAAUCAGUCAUAUCUCGAUUGCUUCUGCUUGGGCCAUGCCUAACCAGUCUACGUGUAAAACAUGUAAAUGGCUUGAUGAAACCUAGCGUCGUAUGCCACAGCAGGAAAAUGGGAUUCUACCAGGAUUUCACGGGUCAGUGAUAUACAAUGAAUAAGGCAAAAAAGAAUAGAAGAGGAGAGAGUUAAAUUUGACCUGAGAAUUUAAUGUUGCACCUAACAUAACUUCCUAGGGGCAACUAUAAAUCAUGCCAGCAAACCAAGGAAAUCUCCUCACCUACACUGCAAACUAAAAAAGGGCAAAUACAACAAAUCACAAUUUCUGAUUUAACAAAAAGUCAGAAAUACCCUGUAUAGGAUACAAUGGUCUGCAUGCCUGAAGUACCAUUUCUGAGCAUAUUAAGGGGUAUUCUCCUGAGCAUCUCUCUUCAGGCUUAGGUGAGAACACCUUGCUUCAAAAGCAAGACAAUUAAAUAAAAGGGGAAAGAUCUAGCUAUUGAAUGCGAUUCCAAUCUCCUGUUAUUGCUCCGAUGAAAGCAGAACAAGAGAGGAAAAUGCGAAAAGAAGAGGAUGAAUCAUUGAUCAUCUACCUCAAGAAAGAAGUCGAAGCGGCUCUGCUAAGGACUGAUUCACUGGAGAAAGAAAAUCAGGAUUUACGACAAGAAGUAGUUCGUCUAAAAGCACAAAUAUGUUCACUCAAAGCACACGACAAUGAGAGGAAAUCCAUGCUUUGGAAGAAAUUACAGAAUCCCUUUGACAGCAGCAAAACUGAAGUAUUUCUGCAGAAACAAUCAGAUUUUGUCAAAGUUUCAGAAAGGAAUGUGGAACAUUCAAGUCCAAGACCGAGUAUACAAGAACUAGCUGCGAUAAAAGAGAAGCACGCUAAAGUACCAAAUCCACCACCAAGGCCUACUUCUGUAGCCCCUCCAUCACUCAAGGAAGCGAACGACAAUAAGUUGCCACCGACAUCUGCACCACCGCCUCCGCCUCCUCCACCAAAUAUGUGUGCUGGGUCAAAAGCAGUGCGCCGCGUGCCAGAAGUAGUGGAGUUCUAUCGUUUGCUUACAAGGAGAGAUGCCCACAUGGAGAACAGAACCAAUUCAGCUGCUAUUCCUGUAGUCGCAUUUACUCCUAACAUGAUUGGAGAAAUUGAGAAUCGCUCCAGUUAUCUUUCUGCUAUAAAAUCGGAUGUGGAAAAACAGAAGGAAUUUAUCAAUUUCCUAAUCAAAGAAGUGGAGUCUUCAGCCUUCAAAGACAUAUCUGAUGUGAAGGCAUUUGUGAAAUGGCUAGAUGAUGAAUUAUCAUCUUUGGUUGACGAGAGGGCAGUAUUGAAGCAUUUCCCACAAUGGCCAGAACGAAAAGCAGAUGCUUUGCGAGAAGCUGCUUUCAACUACCGAGACCUAAUGAACCUCGAGUCUGAAGUUUCAUCAUUCCAGGACAAUCCCAAAGAUCUUUUGACCCUAGCCCUGGGAAGAAUGCAAGCAUUGCAAGACAGGUUGGAGCGAAGUAUUGAUAAUAUGGAAAGGACGAGAGAGGGCAUGAUCAAGAGAUACAGGGAUUUUCAGAUCCCAUGGGAAUGGUUGCUGAACACGGGGUUGAUCGGUCAGAUGAAAUUAAGUUCUUUGAGGCUGGCCAAGGUUUAUUUGAAAAGGAUAACUAAAGAACUGCAGCUUAAUGAAUGCUCGGGAGAAGAUAAUCUCUUGCUUCAAGGAGCUAGAUUUGCCUAUCGUGUACACCAGUUCGCAGGUGGUUUUGAUGCAGAGACCAUACGUGCGUUUCAAGAGCUAAAGAAGAUUGGCAUGGGUAGUCUCAAACAAUAGUGUGUUAAGGUUAUCCAAUUUGUUUAGACAUGUGUCUGAAUGAGAUAUUAUUGAGUGCCAGAGUGGUGUGUUAGAAGGCCACCAGCACGAAGUGUAUCAAUUAGUGCUAUAAAAGUAUUAGCCAGUGCCUCCUGAAAUUCAGUAGAAUGGGAGAUUUCCAUAAAUUAUGAAAUCAUUUUCUCUAGCUCUAAUGGAUAAGACACACUAAGCAUUGGUUUCUGAACAA